Molecule: messenger RNA, 756 nt
Organism: Effrenium voratum
Lineage: Eukaryota; Dinophyceae; Suessiales; Symbiodiniaceae
Source: the annotation of a GenBank genome assembly
AUGGCCCUGUCAGAUGAGUCACGCGGGGAAACCUACGGUGAGCUGAUCCGAGACUAUGAGCCUGCAGAUGGUUCCAGCUGGCGCUGGGGAAAGCCAGACUAUGCCACCUUGAACAAGGCCUAUUUCCAGCACCGGACUAUGGCGCAUCAGGAGGGGACUCUGGAAGCGCUGGUGCAGAGGAUCCUGAAGAAUUGGCAGGUCGAAGCUCAUCACAUCGCCGACAUUCACAAGUGGAAGACCAUGGAUGUUACCAAGUUCAAGCUGGCCGUGAACGGCGGCUGCCCCUGCAACGCGCAACUCAUGGCCGAAGUGGGAGCGGCCAACAUCAUGGUGGGCGAGACGUUGGACUAUGCGGCAGCCUCUGUUACGCAUGAGGCCUCAAACAAGAUCUUCCGCGACGCCUUCCCGGAGGGUUUCGCUUGGGAGGUCUUGGAGGUCUACUCUGGGCCGCCAAACUUGCUCUUCAAGUGGAGGCAUUUUGGGAAAUAUAGCGGUACCUUCACCGACAAGAAUGGGAAGAAGUACCAGGGCAACGGGGACCUCCACAAUGUCAUUGGCAUGUGCCUGGCCAAAGUGAACGAGAAGCUGGCAAUCGAAACCUUGGACGUGUACUACAACCCUGAGGAGAUGACGAGGCCGCUGACCUCGAGCCUCGUGGACGCCUCGCAGCGGCCCUUGAAGGAGGACGACGAAGCAGCUGGAGAUUCCAAGGUCGCGCUUGGCGGGUGCAAAACAGACAAUUGCGCAGUGAUGUGA